Messenger RNA from Cannabis sativa, 1267 nucleotides. RefSeq names its product calcineurin B-like protein 1. Gene Ontology annotation, molecular function: calcium ion binding; kinase binding. The transcript has 9 exons. The record is from RefSeq and is a predicted model, not a curated record. Gene Ontology annotation, biological process: calcium-mediated signaling. NCBI's taxonomy places the organism in Eukaryota, Viridiplantae, Streptophyta, Magnoliopsida, Rosales, Cannabaceae. Bases 362 to 1003 code for a protein of 213 amino acids.
ACUCACUUUCUCCUACUUUGGGCUCUCGUUUCCAAGUUCGUUAGUGUAUCAUUGUUGAAUCCAUCACCGUUAAAUUGUGGUUAGGUUUGUUUGAUCAAAUUCAAAACUCAAUCUCACCCGUUCAUAUACUGUCUUCUCUCUUUCGGUUUCGCUAAAUUUCACUAUUUUCUCCGUUGAAGCCUCUCUGUUCCACCUUGUAUUCUCUUUCUCCACCUAAACCCUUUUUCCCUCAUUCAAUUUCUCUGUUUUCUGAUUUAAUUUUUUCCGGCCAUUUAUUAAUUUGGGUUAAGAUGGUUUUGAUAAUAAAUUGUAGUGAAGGAGCUUAGCUAAGCGGCACAACCUUCUUCUUCCUCCUCUUUAAAUGGGCUGUUUUCAUUCUAAGGGAAGAAGGCAAUUUCCUGGUUAUGAGGACCCAGUCGUCCUUGCUUCACAAACAGCUUUUAGUGUUAGCGAAGUUGAAGCAUUGUUUGAGCUUUACAAGAGCAUUAGCAGCUCCGUUAUUGAUGAUGGGUUGAUAAACAAGGAAGAGUUCCAGUUGGCACUUUUCAAAAACAGGAAGAAAGAAAAUCUCUUUGCAAAUCGGAUCUUUGAUAUGUUUGAUGUCAAUCGAAAGGGAUACAUUGAUUUCGGUGACUUUGUAAGAUCGCUAAAUUUUUUCCAUCCCAAUGCUCCACAGGACGACAAGAUUGACUUUUCAUUCAAGCUUUACGAUUUGGAUAAUACAGGCUUUAUUGAGCGCCAAGAGGUCAAGCAAAUGUUGAUUGCACUUCUUUGUGAAUCCGAAAUGAAGCUGGCAGAUGAUACCAUCGAAACAAUACUCGAUAAAACUUUCAUGGAGGCUGAUGUCAACCAAGAUGGGAAAAUAGACAAAUCAGAAUGGCAAAAUUUCGUUUCGAAGAAUCCAUCAUUGUUAAAAAUCAUGACUCUCCCAUAUUUAAGGGACAUUACAACGACAUUCCCAAGUUUUGUGUUUAAUUCUGAGGUUGAUGAGAUUGCUACAUAAGAGACUACUAUACAAGAUUUAGCUUAGGAAGAUUUAUGCAGUUACAGUUAGGGUGGUGUUUCUUUUUUUGUGUGUUUAGUUCAUCUAUUGAGGGAAAAAAAAAAGGAAAAAGGGAAUAUAUUUUGGUGUAAUGAAUGAAAAAUGUGUUCAUUGGUUUAUUAAUAUUAUUGGAGGGUAGUGACUGAGUUUAAUAUUAGUUUGCUCGGUCAAUUGUAAAGAACCUUCUAAUUCAAAUUUCUAGUCAAAUUUUAAUGUUUCCACUCA